This is a messenger RNA of Rotaria sp. Silwood1, 522 nucleotides long. NCBI's taxonomy places the organism in Eukaryota, Metazoa, Rotifera, Eurotatoria, Philodinida, Philodinidae. The record is from the annotation of a GenBank genome assembly.
AUGGGAAUGGAAUAUGAUUAUUCAAUUGAAUAUUUACAAGAACGAUUAACUACAUAUGAAGAAUUAUUGGAAACUUUGAAUUUUAAAUCAACACAAGAAGCUGAAAAUUUAGAAAAAUUUGAUUUAGAUAAAUUAGUUCAUUCAACAACUGCUGAUGAUUUUGAUGAAGAUGAAGAUGAAGAUGAGUACGACGAAACAAAAGCACAAAAAAAACAACCAACAACUUUAAUGGAACAAUAUUAUCAUGAUUUAUUAAAAUGUGAAUUUCAGCAACUUCUAAUCACCAGAAGAGGUGGUGAUUAUGAUUUAGAAGACCCAACUGAACAUAUACGACAAAAGCUAAUAGAGUUGUGCCAACAUCUAUCAGAAUCAAUUGCUAAACGAUUUGAAGAUAUUCCAGAGAUUUUUGUAUUAAUGAAAAACUGUUUAGAUGCUGCAUUUUUAUAUCAGCAAGUAGUAUUGGAUAAGACACAAACAAUUGUUGAUUAUGGUAAAAAUGAAUUUCAAAAACUAAUUCCCUAG